AGAUGGAAUUGCUCAAUAAAUUUAAGGAAUUGUACCAAUAGAUAGUCGAGUAAUUAUAAGACCUACUAUUCCUAAUUAAAUAAGUUGAUUUUGAAGCUCCCAACUUUGAAGAACUUUAUUAGACUGAUGCUGAAUAUUUCAGUGAGAUUGUGUAUAGGGAUAUAAAGGUAUCUUCAUUUCCCUAUUUAUUAGCAUCUAGAAUAACAACACUAUGAUUUCAUUUACUCAUCUAGUUUAAGAUUUUUACCAAAUAUUUUAGAUUGUCUGUAAUAUAAUUUCGAAAUUGAUAUUUAUGAAUUUGAUAUUCGUAAUUGGGCAUAGUAAGGAUUAGACCAUAUUCUGAAAUUUAGUGGACUAAGAAGAUCAUUUCGUUAACCUAUUGGUUGCUGUUAAAGAUAUUGCAAAUGCAUAGCCGAUUUGUUUAAAGGGAAUAGACAAAGAAGAUGA
Messenger RNA from Paramecium octaurelia, 447 nucleotides. The record is from the annotation of a GenBank genome assembly. Lineage: Eukaryota; Ciliophora; Oligohymenophorea; Peniculida; Parameciidae.